AUGGCAGCAACACAGGUAGCAAGGACAUCUUCCUGGAACCUCAGCAUAUCUCCCGUGGCCGAUCUUGAGAUCGAGUGUGAUGAGAUCGAGAACGAACUCCAAGCGCUGGCAAACAGGUCUAUGCUUCGUCGGCACUUUGACGAGGAGCAGGCAGCUUUUGUAGGGCAACUCACCGCACCGCCUGAGCAAAUAGCUACCAAUCGUGUUGUUCGGGUAGCACAUCGACUCCAGUGGCUUGUCUUCGCCUCGCAAGAACGGUCCUUAGAGUUGUCCCGUCGAAUAGCGAGUGCGCAAGCCAGUGUCAAAGCCCUUGUUCAAGACCAGUUUCUCAAGGAUGCCCACACCGAAACUCUCCUCGCAUAUCUACAACUCUUUGUUGUGGAAUUUGUCUCACCAGAGACUGGAGGGUUCUCGACCUCCAAUUUCUUUUACACAUCCACAGCGAAUAUUGUUGUCCUUGAAUUCAAAUUCCAUCCCACAAGAUGUAUCCCACGACAGGAGUUCAUCAGGAGAGCCAAUCACCUGGGGGUAGAUGUUGCGCUCGGAAUCUACACUCAUGGACUCCCACCCUUUAUGAAAUACUUGCAACGACUACCAACAAGAAACUUUGUUCCAUGUCGGAUCUACGAUGGAGUUUGCCGCACAGAGGCUGACCUGAGGAUUCUGGCAGCCAACUUUGACAGACUCCACGGGAGUGGAGAAGGAACACACACAGUUGUAUCAAUCAUCGACACUCCUUCUUCUGUGGCGUCAUGCGAAGACGUUCAAGUGAUGGACAUUGGUGGCCUUUUGUACAGUUUUUGCUUUGUGCAGGGUACCGGAGGAAUCACACGCGCACCGUGCGAGGAUUCUAUUCUCCAAUACUGGUAUCAGGAUAGUCACCUCAUCGACUUCCUCCAAUAUCUGUCGCACCAGAACGACCUCAUAUCUCAAGCCUGGCAGAGGCCAAUCUGCCCCUUGGAACUUCAAAUCACUCUGCUCAACCUUCAAGAUGGCUUCACAAAACGAUAUGUUGACCGAGCUGUCAACUGGCGUGCAAAAACCGGGCUCCUGGCUGGAAGAGUGCUCACGCAGCACAAUGAGCUGAAUCGACGUUCAUCACCAGGGCAGCACGAUCUACCAGGACUUGUCAGGGCUAUCCAAGAGUUCAUGAAUGCUGUUCUAGAAGAACUGACUUGA
Molecule: messenger RNA, 1179 nt
Organism: Exophiala mesophila
Lineage: Eukaryota; Fungi; Ascomycota; Eurotiomycetes; Chaetothyriales; Herpotrichiellaceae
Exons: 2
Coding region: 1-1179 (392 amino acids)
Source: RefSeq, a predicted model, not a curated record